CAAAUCAACACAUGUGCCUAAUGGAGAUAUAGUGGACAUAGAGACUAUGAGACAAGCUGAAGAUUUCGUGGAUAUAGAGACUAUAGAGACUAUGAGACAAGCUGGAGUGGAUGUCACAUUGGAUCCCAAGACAGCUCCUCCUUAUCUGACAGUUGGUUCAACUGGUAAAAUUGUGAGAGACAGUUUAUAUAAUCCAUGUCCUCCAGGUGAACAUGCUUAUAUACUUGGAACACAUGGUUUUACCUCGAGCAGCAAUGCUUACUGGGAGGUGGGACUGGGUGAUCAGAAGGUAGGCGUUAAAGAAUCCUGGUGGGUUGGACUGGCAAGUGGGUCUGUUAAAAGACAAGGUGAUGUACCAGCCACACCUUCCAAUGGUUUCUGGUUCCUGUCCUCAGACAAAGAGAAAGGCUUACGGCUUAAUAUGACCCCCAACAUCCUACUUCCUGCCAAUCCUAGACCUCAGACACUAGGGGUGUAUUUGGACUAUGACAAAGGAGUACUCUCUUUUAUCAAUGUAAAAGACAAUAAACAUAUUGUCACCGUGGGAGCUAUGUUCACAGGGGAGGUGUUUCCUCUUUUUAACCCAGGUAAAGGUGACAGAGCCCCUAUGACGAUAUUAGAUGUCAGCCACUAUAAAACAGAACCUGGACAAGUGACGGUUUCUGAGACAGAGAGACAUGAAGAGACUGAGACUGAUCGUGACCAAGCCCCUAUGACGAUAUUAGAUGUCAGCCACUAUAAAACAGAACCUGUAAAAGUGACUGUUUCUGAGACAGAGAGACAUGAAGAGACUGAGACUGAUGGUGACCAAGCUCCUAUGACGAUAUUAGAUGUCAGCCACUAUAAAACAGAACCUGUAAAAGUGACUGUUUCUGAGACAGAGAGACAUGAAGAGACUGAGACUGAUGGUGACCAAGCCCCUAUGACGAUAUUAGAUGUCAGCCACUAUAAAACAGAACCUGGAAAAGUGUCUGUUUCUGAAAGAGAGGGUAAUGUCUCUCCUCCUGCUGAAGAGGCUGAGACUGAUGCCCUUCUAGCUUCUAACCAAAGUCGCAAUCAUCAGACUUCUGAAUCCAAAGACAGUCUUUAAAUGUCUGUGAAUAAACUAGAGCACUAUGUAUUAACACAUUGUUUUGUGUAUCAAGUGCACUUCAUAUUAGGGUGAGUACAGUAGUAUUCUGUACUGGUCCAAUUCAUCAUCAUCUCCUUCCUCUUCUCCUUUGUCUGCAGUACAAUUUGAUUUGGUUUGACUAACAUGGAACCAUAUGAUUGGUGAAAGCAGUGUAGUAGAUGGAUGGAUGGAUGUAGUAGAUGGAUGGAUGUAGUGG
Messenger RNA from Salvelinus namaycush (lake trout), 1328 nucleotides. Its product is annotated as erythroid membrane-associated protein-like. Bases 47 to 1090 code for a protein of 347 amino acids. Gene Ontology annotation, molecular function: protein binding. The transcript has 4 exons. The record is from RefSeq and is a predicted model, not a curated record. NCBI's taxonomy places the organism in Eukaryota, Metazoa, Chordata, Actinopteri, Salmoniformes, Salmonidae.